AUGGUGUUAAUGGCCUCCGAGACGGAAGACUUUAGCUUUUCAGAACCAUUUCACCUAACUUCUAUUGAUUGGGGCAAUGAAAACCAUCGAAGGUCUGUUGCUGCCAGUUUGGUUCAGGGUGUCUACAUUCUUGAACAGGACCGCCAAGCAAUCCGUCAAGGCCGUCUCCAUGCCCUUGAUCCUCGUUGGUGGGAGUUUUUCCAUUUUGAGCUGUUUCAUCAUCUUGUAGAUGAUGCUGAUUCUUCCAUCUUUUGUGCCAUUUAUAAAUUCAAUCUUCCAGCGUUUCACCUUAACCACUCACUACAUGGAAGUCCACGAUACGUGAUUGCUUUCCGAGGCACCUUAAUAAAGCUAGGCACUUUCUUUCGGGAUCUCAAGUUGGAUCUGGCCAUCAUUCGGAAUAUUCUUCACCGGACAUCUCGUUUUCAGAUUGCUGUGCAAUUUGUCCAGAGCUUUGUUACUGAAGUUGGCCAUUCAAAUGUCUGGUUAGCUGGCCAUUCCCUUGGGUCAGCAAUUGCAAUGCUUGCUGGAAAAACUAUGGCCAAGACCGGCAUCUUUCUUGAACCUUUUCUUUUCAAUCCGCCAUUCAGUUCUGUCCCGAUUGAGAUAAUUAUUAAGGAUAAAAGACUGAAACGCGUGAUACGAAUUGCAAAAAGUCUGAUCACAACAGGACUCACUGUUGCUAGGAAGACUAAACACCAUAGGAAAACGGAGGAGGAUCAAUUUGUUGCUUUGUCUCCAUGGGUCCCUCGUCUAUUUGUGAACCCCCGUGAUGUCAUCUGUUCAGAAUAUAUUGGGUAUUUUGAACACAGGAAAAAGAUGGAAGAGAUUGGUGCAGGAGGUAUUGGGAGAUUAGCAACCCAGAACUCGAUUAAAGUUCUGGGGAGGAAUGCAUUCCGAAAGGGGAAGGAGUACUCAGAACCACUACACCACAUUCCUUCUGCAAGUCUGACCAUUAAUCUAUCUCCUUCCCAGAAUUUUAAACAAGCACAUAGACUGAAGCAGUGGUGGAGUCCUGAUCUAAAGUUGCAAUCCAAGCUCUACAAAUAUAGAGAGCUGUGA
Molecule: messenger RNA, 1062 nt
Organism: Alnus glutinosa
Lineage: Eukaryota; Viridiplantae; Streptophyta; Magnoliopsida; Fagales; Betulaceae
Product: GDSL esterase/lipase At4g10955-like
Exons: 2
Coding region: 1-1062 (353 amino acids)
Biological process (GO): lipid metabolic process
Source: RefSeq, a predicted model, not a curated record